AUGGCCGCGGCUGGCUGCACGGCUGCCCCUCUGGCAGCGGAGCAGCCGCGGCACGCGGCGGCGGAGCUGCCCGUCGGCGACUCGGCCUGGCCCGUGCGGCGCGCCAAGCAGGCGGCGGCGCGCGCUGCCUGCGACGGGCGGUUCCAGGCGGCCCUCACCCGAGUGGCCGACCUGGAGGCCCAGUGCGCGUGCCUCCAGGCGGACCUGGACCACGCGCGGGUCGCCAGUCAGGCUAUGGUCGCGGCGGCCGCGCCUGCUGCUGCCCAGGAGGCCGACGGCGUCGUGGCCUCCCCCGAGGGCUCUGGCGUCAUGGACGGCAAGCGGGACUCGCUGCUGCGCGCGGACGUUCCCGAGGUAGUCGCGAGGCUGGUCGCGCCCGUCACGGCGGCGGACCUCUUCAACGAGCCUGCGGCCACCCUGGACGUCGGGCGUCGGAGCGUGAUCUGCCACCACCUGACGGCCUCGGCGGCGGAGGAGGUCGCGGUCCUGGUGUUCGCCAUCGUGUUGCUCUUCCUGUCCCUCGCCCUGCCGGUGCUGGUCUGCCGGUGCGGCAGCGCUCGGGCGGCCCCGAGCGAAUGGGCCAUCGCUCAGGCCCGCCGCGGACGCAGUGCACUGCCAGGCGCCGUCUUCGCGCUGGCCGAGCGUGCGAGACGGGCCACCGCGCCGAAGCUCCCGCCCCUGGCAUUGGGAGUGCGCCGGUGGAAGUGGAGCGCCGGGGCGCGCAGCGAGGCUGGCGACGCCUCGUCUGACGCCCCCCUCGGCGCCCAGGUGGGCGAGGAAGGCGGCGCCGCUGCCUCCCCCGACGCCCGCCCUCCCGACCCUGCCCCCGUGGUCCUUCUGGGCGUGCAGGCCGGGAGCCUGCCGCAGGAGCUGGAGUGCACCGUCUACCCGUCUUCCAGCCCGCCUGUGAGUGAGCUGCUGCACGAGGUGUCGCCCGACGCCCAGCCCAACGGCCAGUCGUUGCGCAAGCCCAGCGAUGGCGUGCUUCUUGAUGCCGUUCGCCCCCUGGCGGCGGCCGAGGCGGACAUGCGGGUCUCCCUCGGCAGCGGCGGCGCCCCCGUCGCGGCGGAGUGCAGCGUCAACCUCUUCGACGCGUACGACGAGCGGAGGUGUUCGGGAGGACCACUGCGGCUGCUGGUCCGUCAGCGCCAGUUCUUCCAGACCGCGUGCCUCGACGAAAAGGCCGUCGACCUGGCGGAGUUCCACCGCGGGCUGCCCGAGCUCGAGCAGCUCCGACCGGCCCAAAGGUCCGCCCAGAGGUCCGCCGUCGUCUCCAAG
Molecule: messenger RNA, 1278 nt
Organism: Prorocentrum cordatum
Lineage: Eukaryota; Dinophyceae; Prorocentrales; Prorocentraceae
Source: the annotation of a GenBank genome assembly